This is a messenger RNA of Phytophthora infestans T30-4, 441 nucleotides long. RefSeq lists its product as uncharacterized. Bases 1 to 441 code for a protein of 146 amino acids. The transcript has a single exon. NCBI's taxonomy places the organism in Eukaryota, Oomycota, Peronosporomycetes, Peronosporales, Peronosporaceae. The record is from RefSeq and is a predicted model, not a curated record.
AUGACACAGACUGGUCCGGCUUCCUCGCUAGCGCUACUCGUCUUCGUCGUUUCCACACGAGGUGGGCUUAGUGACGGCCCCCACUCACUCAAAGAGCCGCCGGAUGCGGCGCCGUCACUGGUAUCGUCGCUGGCGUCUGCCAACAGGGCGCGCUUUGGAGCGCUGCGUGGGCGCGGCGGCAUUUGGGUCCGUUGGCGCCACGAAUUUGCUGGAGGGGGGGUUGUGUGUGAGGGGUAUACGCAGAGUAUACGCUGUACCCAGUUCGGAUAUGGAAGAUAUCAGCAAAUCCUAGCAAAUCCGAAGAUAACACAUGAUUUGCUGGGAGUAGGAUGCUCCCUGUCUGGCAAAAUACUCACUCUCUUAAAAAAAGUUUUUGCUUUGUUAAAUACCCUCUCAGUCGUUAUACCAUUACUUUCUCGAGUGUUGUUGCUACUUAAGUAG